AUGGGUCUCGGUAUUGUGGAUGUAAAAGGACGACAAGUUCCUGGCACCGUUGAUAUCUAUGAAAAGGAGCGCGUCGAGAGUCAACCCUCUAGCUACCACACAGAAUUGAAGUACGAUCGUUCUGGGUCAGAGCCCAUACUUCUUGUUCCGCAGCCUAGUGAUGAUCCAAACGAUCCACUGAAUUGGCCGUUAUGGAAGCGCGAUCUGACUAUUUUUGCUCUCUCCCUCGUUGCAGUUCUCUGCGCUACAACAAGUUCCGUAAUGGCGGCAGGAACUGUCACGCUCUCGAGAUACUACAGAAAAAGCUUCAUGUCCAUCGCCCUCCUUACAGGAUACCACCUCUGCGGAACUGGAAUUGCGGGGAUCCUUAUCGUUCCGACUGCCAGAGUAUGGGGCAAGCGCCACCUCUUUGUGCUUGGACAUACACUCAUGGUGGUGAGCUGCGUAUGGGCUGGAGCCAGUGGGUUGAACUACCAGAGUCUUCUCUGGGCUCGUAUCUUUCAGGGCGUUGCUCUGGCUCCGUUCGAAGCUCUAACAAAUGCUGUUGUCGAUGACUUGUUUUACGUGCAUCAACGGGGCAAAAGAAUGGCCUUAUCCAACGUUGCGGUAUUCGGAGCUGCAUUCCUCACACCAGUCGCAGCGGCGGCAGCCUUGCCGCUCACGAUAUUCUUGGUACCAGAGACAGCCUUUAGACGCCCAAAUUACUUAGAACUGGAUUUUCAGGACCGUGACAGAACAGAGAGCCGCCAGCACGCCGAAUUUCGAAAAGCCCAGGAUGAGGCCGAUUCGCGAGAGCCAAAGCAGUCAUCAGCUAGCAAUGGGGAGUCUUCACUAGACGUUGCUAGCCAAGAGCCGCCGACGCAAAGGAGUAUACUUACUAAGGUCUCCUAUGUUCAAACCCUGAAACUUUUCAACGGAAGAAAGACCGACGAACAUUGGUGGAAACUUCUGCUGCGUCCAUUCCCACUGUUCUUCCAUCCCGCAGUACUCUGGGCUUGCUUGAUACAAGGUGUUAUCAUUGGAUGGACGGUAUUCAUCGGCGUCACUUUGGCUGCUAUAUUUAUGAGUGGUCCGCUUUGGUUCGAAGAGGAUAAGACUGGAUACAUGUACGCAGGUGCCUUCAUUGGUGCCAUGGUGGGACUCGUGUUGUCAGGGCUGUUGUCCGAUUUUAUGAACAAUAUCAUGAUCAAGUUCAACAAGGGGAGAUACGAACCCGAAUUUCGUAUCCUCCUUGUGAUCUUCCAAUUGAUCUUCUGCGGCAUCGGUAUGUACGGUUUCGGAAUCACGGCCAAUGAUGCCGCACACUACGGCUGGCUGCCACCCGACGUGUUUUUCGGCUGCGUGGUAAGCGGGAUGGUGAUGGGUGCUGUCGCCAGCGCCUUGUAUAUUGUCGAUGCUCACCGGAACAUUGUCAUCGAGGCCUUUACGUGCAUGUUGAUAUUCAAAAACAUCUUCAGCUUUGUCUUGACCUUUUAUACUUAUGACUGGCUUGUGGAAGCGUAUGUCAAAAAGCCGUUCAUGGCGAUUUCAAGUAUUCAGGUGGCUAUCUGCGCUUUGAGCAUACCUAUGUACAUUUUCGGCAAAUGGAAUCGGUUUUUCUUCUCGCGGUAUGAUAUUCUAAAGCUGCUAAGGUUGUGGUGAUUUCUGGUGAAGAGGUGGCUUAGCAGGAAGUGGGAGGACUUUGUCAAACGUAUGGGUGUUUAUGAGCACCGUUCUAAUGAUUCAACUA
Aspergillus nidulans FGSC A4 is the source of this 1729-nucleotide messenger RNA. RefSeq names its product putative MFS transporter. NCBI's taxonomy places the organism in Eukaryota, Fungi, Ascomycota, Eurotiomycetes, Eurotiales, Aspergillaceae. Gene Ontology annotation, biological process: transmembrane transport. The transcript is spliced from 7 exons. The record is from RefSeq and is a predicted model, not a curated record. Gene Ontology annotation, cellular component: membrane. Gene Ontology annotation, molecular function: transmembrane transporter activity. The coding region runs from base 1 to 1641 and encodes 546 amino acids.